Cylindrotheca closterium is the source of this 1920-nucleotide messenger RNA. NCBI's taxonomy places the organism in Eukaryota, Bacillariophyta, Bacillariophyceae, Bacillariales, Bacillariaceae. The record is from the annotation of a GenBank genome assembly.
AUGUAUGAGCAAGACCUUAAAUCCAAUGCACCUCCAAUGAAGACUCAAGAGUACCGCCAGGAUGGUAUUGUGAACUCUGAUAAGCUAGGCAGGAGAGAAGAUGGGAGAAGCGGUCCCAGAAGAUGUUCUACUGCUAAACCCUUGAAAGGAGAAGCUACAUGCAAGUUUAGCAUCACAAUUGCAUGGGACGAGUUUGGGUUCUAUCUAAAGCAGAAUGUUGGAAACCCCUACCACACUGGUCACCCAAAGUUUGCCAAUCAAGACCUGGCCACUCCUAAUGGAUUCCUGUCGACAGAAGAUCAAGAGGUUAUCAUUCAUGUGCACAAUGCAUGCGGUGGAGCUGCAAUCGGAAGGAAUUACAUCCUAACAAAGUUUGGAAAGUUUGUACCUUCAGUGGCAAUCCGAAGCCUGCAGAAUGAGGCCACACUCCCUCAACCUGAAGAGGGUGAUAACAGGAAAUUGCCUGCAAAUGACAUUGAAGGGCUCCUUCGGUACUUUGAGACUGAAGAGGACAUCUCUUUCCAAGUACUCUGGGAUGUUCCUGCUGGCAGCACCAACAAAACUAGCAAUGAAACACAGCCACUUGUUGAUGGCUCGGAGGAUGAUGGCUCUGGCGGUCAUAUGCUGCUGUCCACCACAUUUGACAAGGACGCUGCAGGAAACGUCACUGAACGCGAGACCGAUCACUCUACAGAGCCUGCAAUGGACGAGCUCGGGCGUGAGGUGUCUGCUGCUAGAGAAGAUGAGAGUAUCUUUUGCCAGGACAAAAUUUUCCUUUGUAUUGCAUGGACAAACAAGGAGGAGCUGCGACUAUUUCAGAAGUUCCCUUCUCUAGUUUACUGUGACGCAACCUCAGACACAAACAAGAACAAGAAUCACCUUAUCACCUUCUCUGGCCGAACCACCAAUGGCAAACAAUUCAUUUUCCUCCGAGUGUGGGUACAUAACCAGAAAAGGGUUACUUUCAAGUGGAUCUUUCAAGCAGUCCUAAAAUCCUUUCUCCCAAGCGGUACCCAUGAAAUGGUUCAACUGGUACUUGUUGACGGCGAUCCGCAACAGAUGAGUGAGGUCAGACUAGCACUUCAACAAUACCUUACUUCUGCAAUGUUUACCAAUUGUGGAUUCCAUCUUGUUACCAUUGGUUUCAAGAGAGCCGGUAUUCCAAAGCCAGACCGAGAUGCUAUGAAGACACAGUAUGAUGCCCUUGUCUCAGUGUUGCUCCAUUGGAUGUACUCCUUCAUGAGACCAGGCUAUUGUGAGAAUGGUGACAAAUACUUGAUCUCGAAGACACUUCUUUUCCAUUGGCUGAAGUCAAAAGAUGUUGCAACUGUGCUAGGAGUUGAGGGGCCGGCAAAUGCGCCGACUGGUCCUCAUGAAGGUACCAAUUUUGGGAUCAAAAGUCAUGCGGCGAGGGUGAUGCCAAGUCACACAAUGGUAAAGGCUGGCAAGUCCCUCAUCUUCCAAUCCAAAUUGAAGGUAAAAGAGAUAAGGCACGAGGCAACAAGAUCAAUGCUCAACACACCACUCUGGUCCGGAAGUGCAACAAGCAAGCAUGUUGUGAAGAUUGCUGAGUCCAUUCUCCUACAGAUUGCAGAAAGAGUCAGUCUGUAUCAAGCAAGACGAGUCGCCCAGGGAGAGUGGCAAGUAACUCACGCACCUCAUGGUUCCCAACUUCCACCAGGGACCAAUGGCACCAAAAAAGUUCCAAAAUUUACUAGGAUCCGCACAGUGAAGCUGGUGAAUUGUCAUUUGGAAUGCUCCUGCUGUCAUUAUGAAUCUGUUGGACUCCCGUGUGUCCAUCAAGGUGCUGUCAUCGCAUCACAUUCCAAAUCAGAGCCGUGGACUGGAUUUGGUCAUCACGACGUUGAUCUGGCUUGGUGGACUCACCUCCGUAUGGUAAAUGGCCAUGACAGCCGUUAA